Molecule: messenger RNA, 2614 nt
Organism: Biomphalaria glabrata
Lineage: Eukaryota; Metazoa; Mollusca; Gastropoda; Planorbidae
Exons: 3
Coding region: 106-540 (144 amino acids)
Biological process (GO): sleep; regulation of synaptic transmission, cholinergic; positive regulation of voltage-gated potassium channel activity
Source: RefSeq, a predicted model, not a curated record
CCGGAAGUGUUACCUGUGCUCUGGAUGUGUCCCUGCUGAACUAAUGUUGUAUUGUUGCUGCUGUGAAGACAGGACUGUAAAGAUAAAACUUUGCACAAGUCUACCAUGAACAAACUUGUGGUAGCGGUAACGAUCCUGGUGGCUACUUUGAUUGUCUUAGAGCAGAGUUUUGCCAUCAAAUGUUUUGUCUGUAAUUCAUUUCACCAAGCUGAUUGUGCAGAUUGGUUUGACAAUGUCACACAACAUUUAGUCAACUGUGACUCUUGGCAACACAAGUGCAGAAAAAUUGUUCAAGAAGUUUGGUUGGAAGACCACUGGGAUGUACGCUACCUUCGCCAGUGUGCAGCUGGUGGCAAAAUUGGUCGAUAUGAAGGCAGAGAGUGUCAAGAAGUCUAUGGAACAUACAACAUUCGGGUUCGAUAUUGUCAUUGUGAUAACCAGGAUGGCUGUAACAGUGCACCUCAUACAAAAUCCCAAAUUUCAUUUGUAGUUCCAUUAUUAUUAAUAUUUUGCACAUUAAUUUUAAGGCAUAUUCGAUGAAUGAUGUGACAGUAUGUUUGUGUGGUUUAACCUCUUUAGGCAUGUGUGCACUUGUGUGGGCAGCAUAGAAAGGAUUGUGUUGUUUUUAUAGUAAAUUUUUAUGCGCAUUACUUCACAAUUAAAAAUAAAGGUGUUUUAGUUGUAGGCCUAUUUUUUCUUAAAUAAAAUAAUUUAGUUUUUGGGUUAUUUAUUACAAAGGUUUAGAGGAUUGUUAAACAGGGCUCUUUUGAAAUAUAAUCCUUUAAAUUUGAUUCCUCUGAGUUUUAAAGAAAAGGGGGUAUGUUAUUGAUUUAAUGCACAGAUUAAUCAUCUUUGAAGAGCUUAUAGAUUUGUAAUUUUUUGAACUAUUAGAUUCAUUAAAUGAACUGUUUAUGUUUUGAUUUAGCCAAUAAGAUUCUGAUGUAUGAGAAUGUAAACAUUUCCUAUAUUCUUUGAUUAUGUCAAGCUGUGGUCUAGUUUAAACUAUACUGACAUUAAGACUUUGAGUGUUAAUAGAUACCAUUUGCAUUCCCGUUUGUUUCUGUUCAUUGUGUCAACUAACUUGACUGCUUUGAUAUUCCCUUAAAUUCAUUAGUAAAUCACUAUAGCAGGAAAAUGAUGAAAUAUAUCAAAGUGCUCACUGUACAUUAUCUAUGACAAUAUUUUUUGUACAUAAUUUUUCUGUUAAUUGUGAUGAUCAAAAAUAGUUUUGAAAAUGCUGUUUUCUGAUAGAAAAAAAAAAGAAUGGAUGUUUGAAGGUUGUGUUUUUUUUGUGUCCAUGCUUCUUUAAGAACAAAUGUACUGUAAAUGAGAGAUAGAUACAAUGUAUAUACUCAUUUUGAUAUUUAAACAUUUGUCCUGAUGGUACUAUCUUCAUAUUGUUUCUAAACAUGCUAGGAUCUGAUCUUCUUUUGUUAUUGGGGUUCUUUUAUGUUUUUUUUUUUUUAUUUUGUUUGUUUAUGAAAAUAUUGCCAUCCUUUUGCUAAAUAGUAAAAGUAGUUGAUAAGUUGAGUUCUUUUAAAUUUUCAUUGCAUAAACAAAUCUUGCUGUAUUUGUUUUCUCAUUCAGUGACCAAGUCUUUACAAUUUUUUUAAUGCAAAUUACAUUCAUUCAUCCUUUUCACCAUUUACUGUUGCUUUACAUACAUAAUGUUGUCCAUUCCAUUAUACUCUAUACUUAUAGAUUCUUUAUUAAACCAUUUUGUACAAGUACCUUUUUUUUUUAUUGGAGAUAUCUUGUAAAUAUGUUUUAUUAAUGUGGCCUUAAAAUAAAAGAACAGGUUGUAGUCUCCGCUGCUGCAUGACAUUAAUAGAAAAUUGAGAAGUAUAGAACACUCAUUUUACACACGACAGUUCUGUGUUGGCUAAUGAAAAUUAACUUGCGACCAAGUGCUGUAGCCUCGUAAGAAGAAAAUAGUAUUUUCCUCCUUUACUAAGUCAUCAUACACAACUCUACCUAACUUUGUAAAGUUACUCUGGUGUUGUGAUGGCUAUGCAUCCAAUAUUAUGUCGUAAGUAGAUUGUUGACUUUUUUUACUUGCCUUUAUAGACAGCAUUUCUAAACAUGUGAAGAGAUCACAAAUGGUUUGCUUACUGGUUUUCUACAAUUAAAAUGUUCAACUCAUGUAAGUCUACACUGUAGGUUUACCAAUCAAUACCAUUAUUGCCAAUGGUAUGUCUGCAAAAUAAAGCAAGUGGUCAACGGUUAUUAACAGAUAGAAAAAGCUUUUUUAAGAAUACAAAAAUGUUUAGACAUUAUUGCAUAUUAUGUACAGUUUUUACAAAAUAGCAUUGUACCUAGUUAUCUUCUCCCUUUCUUGGAGUCUCUUUUCAGUGGUUAGAUUAUUGCCAGAGUUAAUAUAUGGCAAUUGAUUUAAACUGUUAAGUCAUAUGUUUUUGAUUGCCUCUGUGGCCAACAUAUUUAAGCCAAAUAAUUGGCAAUAUGUUUCUGUUUGACAAUAAGCAAAAAAAAAAAAAAGACAUUUUCAAAAAAUGUGUUUCUGUUCUUGAUGCUCAUGUAAACAUUCCAAAACUAUUACACUAGUUACAUUUUUUUUUAAAUAAAAAAAUACUAUUUUAAUAAAACAAAAUGAGCA